GAAUCUACCGUUUGCUUCGUAUGUUUGUAUAUGCUAUCGAACAGUCUGCUCGUACGUACGAGCGAGGCAAGAGCGGAGCGUUUAUCUCAUCGCCAGUUGCAUCAAAAUUCCUUGUUGCAAUUGCCUAUUUUUUGUUUUUUUUCCCCUCAAUUGUUAAUAUUAUGCUGACCGGUAUUCAAUGUUGAGCAUAGUUAUUCGCUUGCCGCUCGUCACUCGUGUUUAAUCAAUAUAUCGAGCGGAUCAGGACGACGAUGUUGACGUCGUCGUCUGUAGAUUUUUGCAGUAAUCGCUCCGUUCCAUUUUCUCCUUGGUGAACCGUUUUUUUUUAAAUAUCGAACAAUUUUCAGUGUCCCUUUUGUCCAAACAAAUUAAUUUUAUGCGUGCAUGUGCGGCAGUGAGAAAAUACACAAGUGCCACGAUAUUCAGUUAUUUAAAUCGCUAUUAUGCAGGACUCUGAUAAUACCUCCGGUUCGGUACUUCUCAAUACUUUUAUCAUAAAGAAAAAAAGAUGCAGAGUAUACUUCCAUCGUGGUACACUUAUUUGGGAAACCGAGAGACCGCCGUACACAAGAUGGACUUUACCCCUGACUGACGUCCUCUCAGUCCAUUACGGAGAUGAUUGGAUACCCGCGACGAAAAUCACUCACCAAGACAAAGAAUGUCCGUCGUCUCCAGCUUCACCGUCCAUCAAUGCGACUUCGUCGACCAGUUUCGUUCUUCACUACGCAGCUCGAGGUGCAAAAAACAAAUGGAGCCAUCACAGUGUCACCAUGAGCCACACGGACUCGAGGCAGAUAGCGUCGUGGGUCAAAACCAUCAAAAAUUAUCUUCACGGCCUAACCAAUCGACCUCGAAAAAUCAUGUUCUUCGUCAACCCUUUCGGAGGCAAAAAGAAAGGCACGAAGAUCUGGGAAAAACAAGUUCAGCCGUUGAUGCACAUCGCUGGCGUCGAAACGAAGAUGGUCAUGACCGAACGUGCCGGACACAUUCGAGACACUUUGCUCUCUUCGAACUUGGACGACGUUCAUGCAAUCGUGUGUGUCGGAGGGGACGGUACAUUUUCCGAAGUAUUCAACGGCCUCGUGCUUCGUGCAGCGAAGGAUCAUCACGUCGACCCGAACGACAGCGAAGCUAAUUUUCCAGCGCCGAAGUUGCCGGUUGGUGUCAUACCGGGCGGUAGCACGGACACGGUCGCUUACAGUCUUCACGGUACAACUGACGUUGUGACAGCGGCGAUACACAUUAUAUUUGGCGACACAGCCGGUCUCGACUUGUCCUCGGUUCACGCUAAUGACACUCUAUUAAGGUUCUACGCGAGCGUACUGAGCUACGGUUAUCUCGGGGAUGUCAUACGAGACAGUGAAAAAUUUCGGUGGAUGGGACCGCAGCGGUACGAUUAUUCGGGCUUCAAAAAAAUCAUCGCGAACAAGGGCUACGAAGGUGAAAUCGAACUGCUGUCGGACCCCUGUCACCCGGCCGCGAGCACUAAAUGCAUGAAAAACUGCAACCGCUGCGUUCAGCACAUGCACAAAGUCGUGCCGGACAAAGAAAUCUCCAGAUGGCUCACCGUACGCGGCAAAUUUUUCAUGGUCAAUGGAGCAAACGUUUCGUGCGCUUGUACAAGGAGCCCUCAAGGCUUCAGCCCCCAUUGCCACAUCGGUGACGGCUGCGUGGACGUUAUUUUAGUUCGUCACACAUCCUUGUUCAAUAACAUCAGGAUGCUUUUGCGACUCGGCAGCAAACAGAAGAAUGUGUACGAUUUACCGUUCGUUGAAGUCUACAGAGCGAGAGAAUUCACAUUCCGAGCACUGCCCUCCACUCCAUCCUUCGAUACUAUUUCAACUGCUCAUAUGAACUCGGCGAUGAGUGUUUGGAAUUGUGACGGCGAGGUCAUUCAGGAUUCUAAUGUUAAAAUCAGGGUACACUGCCAACUGCUUAAAGUCUACACAAGGCGGAUCCAAGAACCGAUUGAAGAAUCGAGCUGUUUUUGCUUUUUGUCGUGAGCUUGAUUCCAAAGAAGGAAAAAAAUGGAUCAAGACAGUGCGAUCCUGUGUUCAUCGCCGCCGGAAUUCGCAGGUGCAUUUCUCGUCGUCGUGCAGCUACAGAAAAGUUAUUUUUUCGGUAGUUCCUUCGGUGUAUUUGCCACACGCUUUUUUCGUUUCGACACGUGCUAAAAAGUUGAAAUCUCGCAUAAUACGAAUCAAUCGGGAGCUAUUCGAUUGACUAAUCGCCGAAGUAUUUAACGGAACUUUAGCAUUUGUUUAGAUUACUAGCUCGUAAGUGGAAGACAAAUUCGCAGGAAUGCUCGAAGCGAAAAAAAAAGUUAUUCCUGGUCCUGGGACGGAUAUUAUCAACUUAAUACCUUCGAGUUACUUUUUAUUUAUCACUUCCAACUGCUUGGAUUAUUCGACGACUAUUGUAAGAUUUUUUGUGUUCGACGCAAAAGAAACUUAUGUGGUGCGGUAAAAAAAAAUUCAAGCGUUAAAAUAGCAAAUUUGAGUGAAUUUUUUAGCUCAUCGUAAUGUAGUACAAGACGAGUAUGACAGACGGUUUCGAAGGAUAACCAAGCAGCUAUUUCUUGUCUCAAAAAACUCAUUUCCGUCCCAGGAUUCCAGAAAACUGUGGUACUUAAAGAGAAAAUAGAAAGAUAUUCCAUCGUGUGUCUUGCACGACGUAUAAUUUUCCAAAAUUGCUCAUACUGAGAGUAUUGUGGACAAAUUUUAGGUCCUGACUUGAGCCCGAGAGCAUUUUAUUGACACUGCAGAGUAAUUAGUUGAAGUAACGAAAAUGAAUACGUUCAAUUAUUAAGAUAAUUAGUGCUUAGUUGUUCUCCCAACGAGUUCUAAUGUAUUUUGAGGUUGAAAAACAAAAUGACGUUGAAAACAAAAGAAAUAACGAAAGCGAACAUUGAUCGACAUAUUUUGUUUCAAGCAUAAUCGUUCUUUCAAAUAUUUUUUGUAACUGCUCAAGUUCGUGUCGUUGCAUUUAUGAAAAAAUUCAAUUGACUUCGCUUUUGACGAAACAUAAGAUAAUUUAACGAUAAGACUAUUGAAGCAAUUAAAAAAAAGUAAUUGAAAGUUUUAUAUUAAUCGAUAAACAAGAGCAUAUCGUCCUCGAUUCUUCUUUAUUUUAUACAAGUAAACAAAAGUAUUGGAAAUCAAGUAUUUCAAUGAUUAAACGACCGGCAGCGUGCGUUUGUGUAAAGGUUACCGUGAUAAUGAUGGAAAGUGCUUAGAAGGUAUCGAAUUGAGAUAAAAUUCAAUGAAAAACAAAAUGAAAACUACUAGAGGCUCGUGAAACAGUAAAUUGUGUUAUACUUAGCAUAGAAUAUUUGAAUCUAUACUUUUUUCAAUUGUACUUAGCAGAAUGAGCAUUUAGUUGAAAAUUUGAAGGAUGAGAUGUUAUUUAAUUCACUUGUUUGACGGAAUUGUUCUUGCAUUUCGAAUUUUAAAAAAGUUCAUGAAAUCAUUUUUUUUAAGCUUCCAUUAUUUUACUUGAAAGCAUAAGCUUCGAAAGAACCGAGUUUAAAAAAAAAUUUUUUGUUUCAUUAUCUUCAUACAUCUUCGUGCAUAUUUUUUCAUCCUGACAUAUCUAACAACUUACAAAACUGUACAACAACUAGAUAGCUCGACCGCGAGACAGUCUUUUGAUAAACAUAAUAGGGUCAAAUUCCUAUGAAAGCUUUAUAGGGAGUCGCUGAUAUCACGUUCAUUGUACACAGGCUGUAUUCGCAAAAAAGACUCUUAGAGCAUAAUAAUUGAGAAACUAUUAAAAUUAAUGCACAAAAUGAUUAUUGAUGACGUUAACAGCUAUGAAACAUCAUACAGAAAAUUUUCAUUCCAAAUUUGGUUACUCUCAAGUUUUUAAAACGUGUUUUUUGCUGUUGUGUGUUUUUUUAAAAAAUCAUUUUUACUCAGCAUGAUUUGGAAAAACAACCGCCAAAAUACUCGAUGGAAAUCCUCAUUCUGGAUAAAGUUGAAACUCAUCGAUGAAAGUCAAAUUUUAUUUUGAAUUUCUCUUUUAUUUACACAUACAUACACACACAACAGCAGCUACCGCUACUACUUUCCAAAACAAAAAUUGACUUACUCUGAAUUCCCUACACAAAAGGGAUUUAAAUGUGAGUUGAAAAUUCUGCGUAGAAUGCCUCACAUCUGUUAAUUGUUAUCGAUAUUGUUAUGUGUGCACCCAGAGUGAGAUAUUUAUUUUCAAAAUGUAUAGAAAAGGAUCCAAUCGAUUAUGGAGCUACACGUUUUUGUUCGAUUUUUAUAUUUCACACGACGAGUGACCUUGAGUGAAUUUGUACAGCUUUCUUGAUUAUAAAUAUUAUAAUUGUUAUAAUUGUAUUUAAUUUUAUUUAAAAUGUAGAAAUGGAACUGAAAUGGUGACGAAUUAUUAAUAUGCGGAUGUGAUCAUAUUUUGAAAAAUUGAUAAAUUGUUAAUUUAAAUCUAUUGGAAAUUUGUUGCUUUUUAGUAGCCUCGUUAUAAGAUCUUAUAUAUCUCACUCCAUUGAAAACAAUGAUAUUAGUAGUAACGAUAAUAAUAUUAAUAAUAAUCUAUAAAUAUUAUAUUUUACUUACGGAAUCAAGGAAAUGGGCGAAUCAUUGUGAUAAUUAAUACGAAUGACAUUGUAUGUAAUUGUAUACUGUCUUUCGGUGGCUUGGGGGAAUAAUAUGGAAGUUUGACCGUGAACAAGUGCAAAAAAUUCAUCGCAAAAUAAAAUGUGCAAAACUUCAUUUCUACAUUAA
Messenger RNA from Venturia canescens, 4748 nucleotides. It is a transcript of the gene Cerk, whose product is annotated as Ceramide kinase. The record is from RefSeq and is a predicted model, not a curated record. The transcript is spliced from 7 exons. Gene Ontology annotation, molecular function: ceramide kinase activity. Gene Ontology annotation, biological process: phosphorylation; ceramide metabolic process. NCBI's taxonomy places the organism in Eukaryota, Metazoa, Arthropoda, Insecta, Hymenoptera, Ichneumonidae. The coding region runs from base 444 to 2003 and encodes 519 amino acids.